Messenger RNA from Ilyonectria robusta, 1461 nucleotides. RefSeq names its product WD40-repeat-containing domain protein. Gene Ontology annotation, molecular function: protein binding. The record is from RefSeq and is a predicted model, not a curated record. Gene Ontology annotation, cellular component: nucleus. The transcript has 3 exons. The coding region runs from base 1 to 1461 and encodes 486 amino acids. NCBI's taxonomy places the organism in Eukaryota, Fungi, Ascomycota, Sordariomycetes, Hypocreales, Nectriaceae.
AUGUCUCACAGUUACUCCCGCUCCAGCCCCGCCGCCGCCUACGAGGGCUCCUCUAGCUAUCAUGCCUACACGCCCACCACCCCGGGCGGCGCCUCCCAGCUCAUGUCGCCUUCCGACCCCUCCAAGUACAAUGCUCCGGGCUCCCAGCGCAACAUCUCCAACACCCCGCUCGGCCUCGCUGACAUCCGGCCCCGAGCUGACUCGAGCAUGUCUGAUGGCACCCAUGGCCCUCUAGGAUACGAUCUCGCCAACGCCCAACCCGGCACCAGCAACUACUUGGCUCCCUGGGCCAUCUAUGCCUUCGACUGGUGCAAGUGGGCGCCUCAAGGCAAUGGAGCUGGCAAGCUGGCCGUGGGAAGCUACCUGGAGGAUGGUCACAACUUUAUUCAAAUCCUCGAUAGUCAACUCACCCCAACUCCCCAGGAUGUCUAUGCGCCGGGCUCAUCCAAGUAUAACCUCGAGUUCACAAAGGUUGCCGAAGCGACGCACUCCUAUCCCGUCACCCGCCUGCUGUGGGAGCCGCCUUCCUCCCAAAAGCAGUCCACCGACCUCCUCGCAACCUCCGGUGAUCAUUUACGCCUCUGGUCUCUCCCUUCCGAAACCCCUGCGACCCCAGGAAACACCAUCACCCGUAGUGGCCGCGACGCCGCCGUGGCCAAGCUUACCCCGCUGGCGCUGCUUUCCAACUCCAAAACCCCAGAUCACACAGCGCCACUGACUUCCCUCGACUGGAACACGGUAUCCCCCAACUUGAUCAUCACCUCAAGCAUAGACACGACCUGUACCAUCUGGGACAUUCCCUCAUUGACCGCCAAGACUCAGCUCAUCGCCCACGACAAGGAGGUUUACGAUGUUCGAUUCUGCGCCAAGAGUGUCGAUGUCUUUGUCAGUUGCGGCCAAGACGGAAGCGUCCGAAUGUUCGAUCUGCGAAGCCUCGAGCACUCGACCAUCAUCUACGAGCCAACCGGAAAGGAAGAGAGGGAUGCCAAUGGCGGUCGCAUAAGCCCGACGCUUGCGCAGCAGACCAUGGCGAACCCCCCGCCUCUGCUGCGACUCGCAACCUCUCCACAUGACACUCACCUCUUGGCCACUUUUGCCCAGGACUCUAACAUCAUUCGCAUCCUAGAUGUUCGACAGCCUGGCCAGGCUCUCCUUGAGCUCCGCGGCCACGGUGGUUCCGUCAAUUCUAUUGAGUGGUCACCACUGAGACGAGGAACGUUGGCGUCCGGAGCCGACGAUUGCCAGGUCCUGAUUUGGGAUCUCCUCAACUCCAACAACCCUAUGGGUCCCCCCAUGAACGGCGCUCCUCAGCCGGAUAACCAACGCAGCCCGGUGGCGAGCUGGCAGUGCGAUUAUGAGAUUGGCAACCUUGGCUGGGUGCCUCAUCUUCCCAAUGCUGACCGUGGCGAGUGGCUAGGAGUGAGCGCUGGUCGGGGAAUUUGGGGAACACGGGUUAUGUAG